This is a messenger RNA of Arachis ipaensis, 600 nucleotides long. Its product is annotated as uclacyanin-3-like. Gene Ontology annotation, molecular function: electron transfer activity. The record is from RefSeq and is a predicted model, not a curated record. NCBI's taxonomy places the organism in Eukaryota, Viridiplantae, Streptophyta, Magnoliopsida, Fabales, Fabaceae. Gene Ontology annotation, cellular component: plasma membrane.
AAAGCUUCUCAUGCUAUAAAUUCCUUUGAAGAAUUUUUUUGAUUAUUAUUGUGAGAGAGCACAUUUUCUUCAUAGAAACAUGGCUAAAGCUGUAGCAUUAGUUGCUGCCUCAUUCUUGAUUUUGUUGUUGGCUUUUCCAACUGUUUUUGCAACAGAUUACGUUGUUGGAGGUCCUUCUGGAUGGGUCAUUGGACCUGAUUAUGGCAUCUGGGCCGAAAAUUUUAAAUUCAAAGUUAAUGAUACUCUAACGUUCAAGUAUGAGGCAAGUCUCCACCAAGUGGACGAAGUGAGCAAAAGCGACUACAUUAACUGCAAUUCAAACCACUCAAUAAAAAACUACAAAGGCGGUAACAACAAGAUCACACUUUCAAAGCCAGGGAGCUACUUCUUCUUGUGCCCAACACCUCGUCACUGCCAACUUGGCAUGAAACUUGCGCUCAAUGUUUCUUAAACCCGGGUUCUGUACUGAUUUGGGAUGGAUUUAUGUCUUGGGAAGAGGCAGUGCUAGUGAAAUAUUUUUAGAUGAAUGUUAGGGCAGUUAUUUUGGUGUUUUGUAACUAUCAAUUAGUCAUUAAUAGUCUUUUUAAUGGUGUGAGAUUA